Coregonus clupeaformis (lake whitefish) is the source of this 3522-nucleotide messenger RNA. Its product is annotated as zinc finger protein 665. NCBI's taxonomy places the organism in Eukaryota, Metazoa, Chordata, Actinopteri, Salmoniformes, Salmonidae. Gene Ontology annotation, molecular function: DNA-binding transcription factor activity, RNA polymerase II-specific; RNA polymerase II cis-regulatory region sequence-specific DNA binding. The transcript has 4 exons. The coding region runs from base 155 to 2626 and encodes 823 amino acids. Gene Ontology annotation, biological process: regulation of transcription by RNA polymerase II. The record is from RefSeq and is a predicted model, not a curated record.
AGUCGACGAGAAGCUAGCUAGCUAGCAUGUUUAUUAUUUAGCUAGCUAGCUACUUGACUUCAAAAAUAUUGUACUAACUAAUUAACAUUCUCUUUUACGGAUUUUAGCUGUCUUGCCAUUGACUACAUUUUUGUUGGCACGUGGGUAGGACAAUAUGAGUGGAGAGAGGGAAACGUUGUUGGAUGGAAUCGAACAGAGUUUGUGGAAUUUAACCGAGAACAAUUUACGUUACCUGUGUGAACGUUGUGGAAUAGCUGGCCAAGAUGGCUCCGAAGUUAAAGGAAAGAAUUAUCGUUCGUUGCGUCGUAAAAUAGAAGAAUAUUGCGAAAGUGAUGAUUUAAUGAAAUUAGAGGACCAGGGAAUGUCUUGGUUACUGCAACUGCAAAACGACAUCAAAACAAUACAGGAAGAUGCUAUCCUCAGCCAGUCAGCGCAAGUGGACACACUGGACAGCACCGAACCAAGCAGAACCAAGAACGAGGAGGGCGCUGAGAGGUUGACAGACCCAGCUCCAGAGAGAGACAUAUCACCAGAACGGAGGGAGAAAGGGAGUGGCGACUCAGAAGACCCAUCCAGACAGUCCCCACCCAGUUCUUCGGAACCCCAACACUCAGCGUCAUCACCGGAUCCUGACAAGAACCAUGGUGACCAGAGGUCAAAACUGGGUAGUCUGCGAAUAGUUCUACAAAAAGUUGUUGUCGUCAAGGAGGAGGAAGACGACUGGGAUUGUUAUGUUAGAGGUGAGAGUCCCAACCAACCAUCUGCCAGUGAAUAUAAUCCCUCUUCAUCGGAAGAUCCUGAACAUUCCGAAUCCGAAGAUCCUGAACAUUCCGAAUCAGAAGAUCCUGAACAUUCCGAAUCAGAAGAACCUGAACAACGACGAGUGAAAGGCAAAACUAAGACUCACAGCUGCCUAGCGUGUGGGAGGAAGUUUGUCUCCUUGUACACACUAAGGAGACACCAGAAGAGGACACACACAGGAGAGGAGACAGAGAACAGGACACAUACAGGAGAGGAGAAGGAGAAGAGCAGCCUUCCCUCUGACAGUAAAGGACAGAGUCCUGCUUCAGGAGAACCUGAACAACAGAAGAGGAAAUGGGGGGUCAGGAAGACCCACUCCUGCCCCGAGUGUGGGAGACACUGCCCAUCCUUAUCAGCACUGAAGGUACACCAGAGAAUCCACACUGGAGAGAAGCCUUACCUCUGCUCUGAGUGUGGGAAGGGCUUCACUUAUCAAAGUAGCUUGAGAUUACACCAGAAGAAAGACUCAGCGGACAAGAUUACCUGCUGCUGUGGACAAGAAUUCUCCUCAAAGUGUGUUCUGGAGGUACACUUGAAGGUAGACACUGGAGCCAAGCCUUACACCUGCUGUGUGUGUGGCAAGGGGUUUGGUAAAAAAGAACGGUUAAAAGAACACCAGCGAUCUCACACGGGAGAGAUGCCUUACUCUUGCUCUUUCUGUGGCAAGGGUUACUAUCAAAAACCGGCUUGGAAAGCCCACGAGCGAACACACACCGAGGAGAAGCCCCUGUGCUCCGUGUGCGGACGGACCUUCUCCAAUAAGACUACGUUAAAAGUCCACCAGCGAACACACACAGGAGAGAAGCCUUUCCUCUGCUCUGAGUGUGGCAAGGGCUUCCUCAGUAAAGCAUACCUGACGACCCACCAGCGAUUCAACUGUUCUGGGGGAGAGGAACGACGGCGAGCAAAGAGGUUUCACAAGUGUCCGGACUGUGGGAAGGAAUUCACUCAAGCAAACAAACUGGAGAGACACAUGAGAACACACACAGGAGAGAGACCUUACCAGUGCUCUGUGUGUGGGAUGAGGUUCAACCAGAAAGGGAAUCUCAAAACGCAUUUUAAAGUGCACACAGGAGGGGAUCCCAGUUUACUGGCUGACAUCGACAUGGAGGCGACUUCCUCUGAACAACCUCGGGACAACAGACGUAAAGCUGGGAGACCACAACGCUGUCUGGAUCAGCAUGACGAGGAGGGAACCCACAACCUACCGGCACCACAAACCCACAACCUCCCGGCACCGCCGAGGGAGGGAACCCACAACCUCCCGGCACCGCCGAGGGAGGGAACCCACAACCUCCCGGCACCGCCGAGGGAGGGAACCCACAACCUCCCGGCACCGCCGAGGGAGGGAACCCACAACCCCCCGGCACCACAGAAACCCACCAUGUCCCCCAGGGGAGAAAAACACUAUCUCUGCCCUGAAUGUGGCAAGACUUACACCCGGGAAUACGACCUCCGAGUCCACCUCAGAACGCACACAGGAGAGAGACCGUACCAGUGUGACGAAUGCGGAAAGACCUUUGUCCGGAAACAAGGGCUCCGUCAACACCGGCGGUCACAUGCUCCCAAGCCCAUGGGACCGACCCGCCAGUUAGGCAGGCCCGUCAGCAUGGGAUCCAGUAGUAGAAGGUCUAACCAAUCUCCCAGGGUGGGAAGCUCUAAGCAGCAGUUAUCCAGGGUUGAUAAACCCAUGCCUCCAUACCCUAGUGUAGAGAGACCCAUGCCGUUCCAUACAGUGGAAAGACCCAUGCCUUUACAUCGAGUGGAAAGACCCAUGCCCUUACCAGACAUGGAGAGAGAACACUGGCAGUACUGGCACCUUUAAACACCAUGGCUAUGUCUUCAUCCCAAAUGGUAUUCUAUUCCCUAUAUAGUGCACUACUUUUAACCAGGGCUCAUUGGGUUCUGGACAAACGUAGUGCACUAUAAACCGAAUAGGGUGCCAUUUUGGGGACACCAUGUCUCUCAUGACUAAACAGAAAUGUUCUUCUUGCUUCCGUUGUGUGUGUCUGUGUGCGUGCAUGUUGUUGCUUCCUCGUUUAUGAUCAGUAUAAUAAUCGUGCCCACUGUGCAAGAUAAUCAUGCCAACUGUAGUUGUAGUUCCGUACAUAUUUUAUAAACUAAAAUUAAGCGAUUGCAUUUUUGUCCUUUCUAGUGUUUAAAAAAAAUCUUAUUUUACUAAUUGAAGCUGUAAUGAUACAACAAAAUCCACUGUGGUCCAGUAAAUGAGUGAUGUCAUAAUGUCAUGGUCCAGUAAAUGAGUGAUGUCAUAAUGCCAUGGUCCAGUAAAUGAGUGACGUCAUAAUGCCAUGGUCCAGUAAAUGAGUGACGUCAUAAUGCCAUGGUCCAGUAAAUGAGUGAUGUCAUAAUGCCAUGGUCCAGUAAAUGAGUGACGUCAUAAUGCCAUGGUCCAGUAAAUGAGCGUUGUGGAAACAAACCUGGGCUCUUUGUAUAUGCCUUAUAACAUUUGAUUUCAUUAACUGACUACAAGCAGAGAUGGCUAAAUUGUAAGAGACCACUCUCUUUCACAGCCACUGUUCUUCCGCAAGAGACUUCAUCUAUUGUCUUUACCCUCCAGCCCAGAUGGUGGCAGUGUGUGUGUUGCUUCCUCAUCUGUGAUCAGUACAAUAAAGUCCACUGUGUUGCGUAAAAUAAUCAUACCAACUGUAGUUGUCUUCCUGUGCAUAUUUUAAUCAACAAAAAUGAAGUGUUUGCAUUUUA